AUGUGGGACAUCAUUCGUGACUCUACCUUUGGCCAAUGCCUACGGCUAGCCAGUGGUGGGAAGCUGGCCGGAUACCCUGAGGAUCAGCCUGGUUUCCAACUACCAGCUGGAUCCCUCGAGCCCUCCACCUCCUCCUCAUCCACUUCCUCCUCCAAUGGAGAGCUCAUCGGGGAUCCGGAAAAGGGCAAUAAAGAACCCAAUCCAUCAGUAAUCGGCUGGUAUGGCGAGAAUGAUCCAGAAAACCCACACAACUGGUCCUCCGGAAAAAAGCUCUGGGUUGCCAUGCUACUUUUUGUCUACACCUUCUCCGUUUAUAUCGGCUCCUCGCUAUAUACUGCCAGUGAGCCGGACGUCAUGCGGAUCUACGGUGUUGGUGACGAAGUGGCCGAGCUGGGAUUAACCAUGUAUGUCCUUGCUUAUGGUCUAGGCCCCAUGCUCUUCUCGCCUCUGUCAGAGAUUCCAGCCGUCGGUCGCACUCUUCCGUACACUGUCACUUAUUUCCUCUUUGUCAUUCUCUGCACUCCUAUGGCUCUGGUUAAUAAUAUUGCGGGUAUUCUUAUUCUCCGCUUCCUUCUUGGCUUCUUCGGCUCGCCCUGCCUGGCUACGGCCGGCGCAAGCUACGGCGAUUUCUACGGCGCAAAGGAAAUGCCCUAUGUGAUAGCUCUAUGGGGCGGAGGUGCAACUCUUGGCCCAGCCCUCGGCCCACUGGUUGCCGGAUUCGCCGUCGAGAAAAUGGGAUGGCGUUGGAGCUCGUGGGAGCUCCUUUGGCUAUCAGCCCCCACAAUGGUUAUCAUGUUCCUCAGUAUGCCUGAGACAUCAUCAGACAACAUCCUGCUCCGCCGCGCUCGACGCCUACGCACUCAAACAGGUUGCAUAGACAUCAAGUCCGAGUCCGAGAUUCGUCAGUCAAAGAUGAGUCCAAGAGCAAUUACAUUCAACGCUCUCAUCAAACCAUGGGAGAUAAAUGCUCUUGACCCUGCUGUUCUUUUCUCAACCUUCUACACUGCGCUUACAUAUGCAAUCUAUUAUUCGUUCUUCGAGUCCUUCCCCCUCGUGUAUACAGACAUGUACGGCUUCACUCUGGGCGAGCGGGGUCUCGCAUUCCUUGCUGUUCUGUGCGGCCUCUGUGUUGCGGUCGGUCUUCUAUGCGCAUAUUUCUACUUUAUUGCCCCAAAGCAGCUGGGGAAGCUUGAUCCUGUGCCUCCUGAAGCUCGUAUUUGGCCGGGGUUGUUCGCGACAUGGCUUAUUCCAAUAGGAUUGUAUAUCUUUGCAUGGACCUCCUCCCCCUCCAUCCAUUGGAUCGUCAGCCUGGUCGGCAUCGCCAUCAGCAUGUGCGGCGUCUUUAUCAUCACCCAGUGCAUGUUCAUCUACCUCCCCUUCACGUAUCCUCGAUACGCGGGCUCGCUGUUCGCCGCCAACGGCUUCGCGCGCAGUCUACUUGCUGGUGCUUCUAUUCUCUUCUCUCGCCUAAUGUUCCAGGGGAUUAAGGUCUCUGGUGGAGUGACUCUGCUUGCGAGUCUUAGUGUUUUUUGUAUUGUGGGUAUGUUCCUGCUUUACUUUUUCGGGGCGCGGUUGCGGGAGAGGAGUCGGUUUACGGGGCUGUGA
Molecule: messenger RNA, 1605 nt
Organism: Aspergillus niger
Lineage: Eukaryota; Fungi; Ascomycota; Eurotiomycetes; Eurotiales; Aspergillaceae
Exons: 3
Coding region: 1-1605 (534 amino acids)
Biological process (GO): xenobiotic detoxification by transmembrane export across the plasma membrane
Molecular function (GO): fluconazole transmembrane transporter activity
Source: RefSeq, a predicted model, not a curated record